Trichosurus vulpecula (common brushtail) is the source of this 774-nucleotide messenger RNA. RefSeq names its product serine/arginine-rich splicing factor 2-like. The record is from RefSeq and is a predicted model, not a curated record. Lineage: Eukaryota; Metazoa; Chordata; Mammalia; Diprotodontia; Phalangeridae. Gene Ontology annotation, molecular function: RNA binding. The transcript has a single exon. Bases 1 to 651 code for a protein of 216 amino acids.
AUGAGCUACGGGCGCCCUCCCCCAGACGUGGAGGGGAUGACCUCCCUGAAGGUGGACAACCUGACAUACCGCACCUGGCCCGACACUCUGCGACGAGUCUUUGAGAAGUACGGCCGGGUGGGCGAUGUCUACAUCCCCCGCGAUCGCUGCACCAAGGGGUCCCGUGUCUUCGCCUUCGUGCGCUUCCACGACAAGCUCGACGCCGAAGACGCUAUGGACGCCAUGGACGGCGCCGUGCUCGACGGCCGGGAGUUGCGGGUGCAAAUGGCCCGCUAUGGCCGCCCGCCGGACUCCCAUCACAGCCGCCGGGGACCGUCGCCCCGCCGGUACGGGGGAGGCGGCUACGGACGCCGGAGCCGCAGCCGCUCUCGAAGCAGGAGUCGCUCCAGAUCCCGAAGCCGAUCUCGCUACAGCCGAUCCAAGUCUCGUUCUCGCACUCGAUCCAGAUCUCGAUCUACCUCUAAGUCCAGGUCGGCCCGUAGAUCCAAAUCCAAGUCCUCGUCGGUCUCCAGAUCUCGCUCCAGCUCCAGGUCCAGGUCCAGGUCCAGAUCCAGAAGGCCUCCACCUGUAUCGAAGAGGGAAUCAAAAUCUAGAUCUCGAUCCAAGAGCCCCCCCAAGUCUCCUGAAGAGGAAGGAGCUGUUUCAUCUUAGGAUCAUGAUACGACAGAAAGCAACAUAAUGGGUGACUUGAGGGGAAAGACCAUAUUCAGUCCAUUGAAGAGUCCCUGGAACAAGCAACUGGCUAUUGAAAAGGUUAUUUUGUAACAUUUUGUC